Molecule: messenger RNA, 2960 nt
Organism: Ixodes scapularis (black-legged tick)
Lineage: Eukaryota; Metazoa; Arthropoda; Arachnida; Ixodida; Ixodidae
Exons: 4
Coding region: 343-1527 (394 amino acids)
Source: RefSeq, a predicted model, not a curated record
GGCUACAGUCAGCGUCUUCGCGUUCGCUUUCUCGACCCUCGUUCGUCCAAGUACCGCUUUUUUGCUCGAGUUGCGUAGCGGCACGCGGCACGCAGCGCGCAACAGACAGUGUGCCGAGAGCGCCGAGGAUAGCAGCAACGUCGCGGAACCUGGCGUUUUGUCGCCUGUCCAUGCGGGCCGGCGUCUCAAGCGUCUCGACAGCGCGCGUGCGGAUGCGCCAGCCGCCGGCCAAGCCACGGUGACACAGCUUGAGGGAGCCUCCGACACGGGCCCUACUGCCCCAGGGUCGCCGCGGAACCCCGGAGGCCUAAAGCAGGAGGCCAGGCCCGCGUCGUGUCGACCAUGGCUUCGAGGCACCGAUCCCUGCCGCCGUCUCGUCGGGAGAAGAAGCGCGCCGACGGUCUCCCGAUUGCCGACACCGAUGUGCCAGAGUGGCUGGACGUCAUCCAAUUCGGCCACGUUGGUCCGAUCCGAGACGUGUUCAAGACGAUCCCGGAAGACAAGUCGGCGGUGCCUUCGUGUUACGAGUCGGGUGACUCGACCAGCCUGUCGAGCUCGGACAACGCUUCGGAGGGCGGCAAGGACGGUCUCCUGAAGGAUCCUGGGCGCUACUCGUUCCGGUCGACGGAGGGCGGCGGCAACGACGAGGGCGUCCGGAUCACGCACAUGUGCAUGGCUCGGCGGGGCUCCGUCAGGUCCACCGGUUUCGAAGCCGGGGAGAUCGUGGUCGAAGCCAACGACGACGACCUGCCCGAGAUCUUCGUUACCGCCGAUUCGAGGCGCUCGCCUGACGGUGAGAACGACGGCGGGUGCGGCAUCGGCAGGGAAUCGUUGCGCGCAUCGCUGCCCAAGGACCUCCUCAGGGUGCCUCAGAGCCGAAAGGGACGCAUGGUUGUGUCCAGUUCCAGAAAGGGGGGUCGCAAGAAAACAUUCCAAGUGUCCGAAGUGCGGCGCGCACCGUCGGACUCGGCUGACUCAGGAAUCUACACCAGUUUCGGGAAGGACAUCCGGAGUUACGGCCUUCCUGAAGAACAGCCCGAGCCGACGAAUGCCGAGAGGGAAAUGUCCCUCUCGGAGCAAGAAGUGGCGGCGACAUCGGAUGUCCAGGCUGCAAGCCCGCCGACCACGCCGAGGGAGUCCGGACGCAGUUCGCCGAUGUCAACAGCACAACUCGAAGCGGAACGUCGGCGACGUCAGCGCAACACCGAGCUCGCCACCAUUUUUAUCUUCGUGCCUGUGCUCAUAGCAUGGGUGCUCAUCGUGCCAUUGGUGCUGUUUUCCUACUCGUUCGAGAACCCAUACAGCAAGCAGUUCCAGGUGGCCCUGUGGAUCUGCAUACCUGUGUCCACCCUUGUGCUCAGCUUCACCUGUCUGCUGAGCAACGUGUACUGGUACUACGACCAGGAGUCCGGACGCUGGCGCUACCUCCUUCACUGCGGCAAGGGACCCGCGGGCUUCUACUUCGGAGACGUACUGAGCGACACCGUCGGGGGUGCUCGCAAGAGCGCCAUGGUGGAGGUGGUCUGAGCACUUAGGACUCGGAGCUCGAGCCACUCGCAUGUAGGCGGUUGAGGUGCCGGGAUGGCGGUGCCAUUGUAAAUAGCCUGCCGUCUGUCGUUGUGGGGCAUAGUGCCAUCUACGCGCCUGUUGAUCUUUUUGCAUUAUUUUAGUUGUUGUAUGUCCCGACGAUUCGCGAGAGCUCUUUGGAGCCUGUAAAGGUGGUCGGGGUGUGUGUAGAUACUUUAGGAGUCGGAUAAGCACUGACCGGUAGUAGUGUGAAUAUUCUGAUUAUCUUCGAGUAGCUGACUGGAAUAUCGGAGGACGCAGCCGUUGGUAUGUUUAGAUACUUUAGGAGUCGAAUAAGCACUGACUGGUUGUAGUGUGAAUGUUCUGAUUCUCUUCGAGUAACUGACUGGAAUAUGAGAGGACGCCACUUCGCGUUUUUAGGUGAAGUUCUACAUUUUGUGGGGCAGCAGUGAACGCAUCUUCUGAGCAAUGUGAUUGUAAUUUGUUCACACCGCGAUGAUUCCACGCAUAUCCAGUGCAUAAAAAACUGGGUUAUUCAGUGCUCCAAUUGAGGAAGCUGUUAAUAAAGCCUGUUCGAUAUCCGUUCAUUUUCGACCAUUGGUGUUAAUACUGUGAAUUACUGUUUUUACUGGCGCGGUGAGCUCGUUGAUUUUGCUACACGAGAAUUGGAUUAAAUCGACCAUAGCGAACAAAGCCGUUUCUUUCUAAUGCAGUACGUACUAUACUGUUCACGUAAAUCAGUGUAGUGACCUCGUUCUUUCGUUAGUUUAAUGGUACGCAUACAGCUCCUAGCCAUACCGCCAGAAAACACAAUUAUUAUGUUGUUUAUAGGUAUACAUUUUAUGUAUAAAAUAUUUUUUCUUUUCUGUGUGCGAGUCGAAAUGUAUAAAACGCCAGAUCACCGCAAAACUGAGUUCCAAACGGUGUCAACACCUAGGUGCAUGCUUUUUGCCGACAAUGUCGUGUCGACCGUAAAAUUUUGAGAGAGGACGUCGGUAAUGUUUGUGAUCUUGUUGCGAACUUUUCAGAAACAAAUAAGCAAUAUUUCAAAAGAUUUCGAGAAAAGUCACUUCCUUUUUUUUGUGUAUGUAUAUCCUUUGACUUACAUUCUUUGCAUUCUUUCUUUGAGUUAUUUUUAUCUGCGAUAUAAAACCAUAAUGAGGGCGCACGUCUCAACUUUCUGUUUCUACUUUGCAGCCAAAUAUACAAUGAUGGUUAUUUAAAGCAUCCGUGUGACCUGACAGUUUAAUAUUGUAAAGGUAUUUUGGCUACGAAAAUUAAUGCUUCAUAAACAAACCCUUGUAAAGAAUUGCCACGAGUCCCCUUUUUUUUCGUGGGAAUAGCCCAUCAUCUGCAAUAAUGACUUAUCGUGGCCAGGGAUACUCGUAAGUUGGCUGUGUGGAACACAACUGGGUUGUAGUAUCCACAUCGCC